Molecule: messenger RNA, 953 nt
Organism: Chelonoidis abingdonii (Abingdon island giant tortoise)
Lineage: Eukaryota; Metazoa; Chordata; Testudines; Testudinidae
Product: palmitoyl-protein thioesterase ABHD10, mitochondrial-like
Biological process (GO): protein depalmitoylation
Cellular component (GO): mitochondrion
Molecular function (GO): hydrolase activity, hydrolyzing O-glycosyl compounds; palmitoyl-(protein) hydrolase activity
Source: RefSeq, a predicted model, not a curated record
GAUGCGAUCACAGGAAAGGCCCUGAGCCCUGGGAGCUGGGGGAAACAGGAGGGUUGUAUUCAUUAACCCACCCCUGGGAAUAAAUGCCUAGAGAUGUGAGCGUUGCCAGAAACCAGCUGGGAAGCAAAUGCACCUGGUCUCAGCUCUGUCCCUGCUAAGCUGGGAAACAGACACCAGGCUCAGACUGUGAGUCCUCCCAGCGAUCGUGCUCUGCCUAGAGAGACAUUUCUCACUGAGCCCAAGAAAUCCCUCCAUGUUCCUGGUGCCUCUGCUCCCAGUGAGCCCCCAGGCAUGGGGGCAUCCAGUGAUUGCCCUUUCAGGCUGCUGCUGCUGAUCUGUCUGGAGUCUCUCUCCUCCCUCCUGGGUUGGAACCAGAAAGGGGCUUGCCAUCCUGCUCGUGGGAUUAGCGGGAUGGGGUACCCUGACGGCCCAGGGUUUUGUGUAGCUUGUCAGGCCAACAGCAUCUCCCUGAUCGCAAAGCUAGUACUGACUGGCCUGUGCAUUUUCUUCCCAUGGGGGGGUAGGUGAAGGAUGAAGUGGAGCAGACGGGAGUCUUUAACUACGUGAUGGCAGGGGACAGGUCUGUGCUACUUAAGCGGGAGUUCUUUACGGAGGCGGAGGAGCACAGUGUGCUGGGGCACCCGUCCAUCCCCAUCACCUGCCCCGUCCGGCUGCUCCAUGGCAUGCAGGACCAGCUCAUACCCUGGGGCAGGUCCGUGCAGGUGGCUGAGCAGCUGGAGAGCCAGGAUGUCCACAUCACGCUGUUCAAGGAUGGGCAGCAUGGCCUGAAGGGAGCGGAGGAGGUGAAGGUGCUUGUGGGGAUGGUCAGGGACCUUGCUGAGAGCCUGCAGAGAGCGCCAGGCCUUGGAGAGAGACUGGAAGCGGCAGUGGGGACAGAGCCCGCUGAUGGGGCAGCGGUGACCAGACAAGGAGACCUUUUUGGGCCCUGCUGA